Messenger RNA from Medioppia subpectinata, 556 nucleotides. The record is from the annotation of a GenBank genome assembly. Lineage: Eukaryota; Metazoa; Arthropoda; Arachnida; Sarcoptiformes; Oppiidae.
UCGUGUAAAGCAUUCUUUCGAAGACAUGCCUUUAAUUAUGAGUGACGACUGUGUUAUCGACAAAACGUAUCGCAAACUAUGCAGAAAGUGUCGGCUCAAGAAGUGCUUCGCUGUGGGCAUGAAAAAGGAAUGGAUUCUUAAUGAAGAGGAGAAGGAAUGGCGAAGACAUACAAUUGAAACCAACAGACAGUUGAGGAGAAAUGGUUUGAAAGACACGACUUAUGACAAUUCAAUUACCAGUACUUCAUCUGAUGUGUCAAACGUCGAGACAAUUGAUAAUACCUUAAUAGAUGUCGAGAUCAGUAAAUGUAUUACACAAAUGGUAAACAAUGAUCCAAACGCGAUAACAAAUGUGAUCGAUGUAAACGCUAUAUGUGUCACAUCUCCAGACAAUGUGUCCAUUUUCACGGAUGUAAACCACAUACAAAACAUGUGUAUCAGUGAUAACUCAAGCGAUAACUCGAUGGCUGUCGACAUAUUCAGCGCCAAUAAUGCUAUCAAACGAAUAAUUAAUUCAAAUUGUUUCAACACAUUUGAACAAAAACGUCUCAAUGAA